CCUCUCUCUCACUCUUCCUCCUGCUUAAGAUGACUGUCUCUGAAGUGGUUGAUGGAUUUAAAGGAAGAUGACAUCAUUGUGUUUCUUUACCUGUCUGUGUGUCAACAUCUUCUCUACAGUGUGGACAUUACAGAUGCAAUGUUAUCAGUGUGAGGAGACAUUGCUGAAUAAUGAUUGUUCUGCUGCGACCUUCAUUGUGAACUGUACAGCAAACAUUCAGGACGCGUGUCAGAAGGAGGUGAUGGAGAACACACACGGUGUGUAUUACCGGAAGGCGUGUGCGUCCUACACCACGUGUCUGAUCGCCUCAGCGGGGUAUCAGCGCUUCUGCUCUCCAGGGCGUGUGGGUUCUGUGUGUAUCAGCUGCUGUAACACCCCUCUGUGUAACGGGCCACGACCUCCACACACACACUCUACAGCACACACACACACCUACACACACAGCCAAAUCCUCCUCUCCGUCCUCACGCUGACCGCUGUGGCCCCGCCCACCCUCACACCCUGACAGGAGGCGGAGUCACGUCUCCAAACUGGACCGUAUUUCAAAGGACAGAAUCAGCGCUGGAUGAGUUUAUACACAGAGGUGACGCACAGCACCGCUCACGUGACUCCACUCAGAACCACUCAAAUAAACCACGUGAUGGAGAAAAACAACGUUUUAAUAAAGAUACAAAUUAAAAUAUAUCCCAGUGUU
Messenger RNA from Silurus meridionalis, 694 nucleotides. RefSeq names its product ly6/PLAUR domain-containing protein 1-like. Gene Ontology annotation, biological process: acetylcholine receptor signaling pathway. Gene Ontology annotation, molecular function: acetylcholine receptor inhibitor activity. Lineage: Eukaryota; Metazoa; Chordata; Actinopteri; Siluriformes; Siluridae. The coding region runs from base 68 to 505 and encodes 145 amino acids. The record is from RefSeq and is a predicted model, not a curated record. The transcript is spliced from 4 exons.